AUGAAUCAAAAUAUUGUUAGAAGGGACCCGCAGUUUAUCUUUUUAAAAGAGGAAGAUAUGCUUUAUGCUAUUGCAGAUGAAACUGAUGACACUCUCCCUAUUUUUGAUUCGAUAAACUUCAACAAUUUGAUUAAGAUCAAGAAAGUAGAUUCAAUUACGUUUCAAGGAUUAAAAUCAGGCCAGUCAUUUCAUCCCGUUUCUGAAAUUGAAAAUCCUUAUAAAUUAAAUUGGAAUAAAAUUAUUAGGUUAGUUCUCAACGAUUUUAACAAAUCUCAUAAUGAUUCAGAAGUGAAAAGACCGCUUAUCAAUUCUUUAUCAUGCAUAUUUGUUAUCGAUGAAAAUAAUAUUCAAUAUUUUCCAUCAGGUUAUUCUACGGAGAUCUCAUUUACUAAUUCGUUUGGUAAGAUACUAACUGAAAUUGGCACUUUACUUCAACUAGGAGAAACGUGGCUUGAAAAAUUAGCUCGAAUAUGUUUAUUAAAGCCUGAUAUACGACCAAAGUUUGAUUUUGUUACAUCAUUAAUGAAAUACCCAGAGUUCUACUUCCCGUGUUACCAUGAAUCUGGAAAUUACAAUAAUGGAGGAAUAGUUAAGACUGACGAUGCUAUAAAGCUAUUCAUCGAUUUUAUGGCGCAUAACAAAAUCAAUAAUUCAGAUUUUAUAGACAUUUAUGAAUUAAUACAAGGAUAUAAGAAUAAAAGAAACAAAAUUGACGUUAUUACUCCCAUACCAAAGUUACUUAAUGGAUCUGCUGAUGAAAUUAAGGAUCUUGCGUCCAAAGGAAUGUAUUUAGCAAAAAUUCAAUAUUUGAAAAGCAUAGACAAGAAAAUCGAUGAAUAUCAAGUCAAAAUUCCCAAUCAAUAUAUCGAAGAAUAUAAAAAUACUUACAAAAACUUGUUGGGUGAUCCGGAUACAAUUGAUUUCGAAAAAAUGUUCAUUGAUUCGAUAAUAAAGUUCGGGAUAUUCUACCAACAGUUAUAUUAUAAUAGUAUUAAGGGAGAUAACAAAGAAGACUACAAAUAUUUCCAAAUUUCAGAAGAAAUUUUCAUAAAAGGCAUCGAACAACGAAAUUCAGUAGUAUGUCAAUACUGUUGUGGAAGACUGAAUCAUACAAGGUUUAACAAAACAAGAAACCAAGAGAAUUUUAAAAAUGCAAAAUUAAAUUAUCAAAUAGUGAUAGACAAAGCUCCAAAACAUAGCAAAUUUUGGAACCUUGCUAACUAUCAAAUGGCAUUGCUUCUUAAAUCAAACAGAGUUCCUAAAAAUGUUUAUCUCCCUUAUCUCAGAAAUUCGUGCAAAGUAAGUACCAAAGGUCGUAACGAAAGGCUUACAGAUGAUUCAUUUUACUAUGAUUCAACUCCUUACGAACAUAUUAACAAAAUUAAUAAAAAAUUCUUAUCAAACGUUCUCCAUGUUAGUCUGACUGGAUUACAGAGGACGGACUAA
This is a messenger RNA of Trichomonas vaginalis G3, 1446 nucleotides long. RefSeq lists its product as uncharacterized. Bases 1 to 1446 code for a protein of 481 amino acids. The transcript has a single exon. The record is from RefSeq and is a predicted model, not a curated record. Lineage: Eukaryota; Parabasalia; Trichomonadida; Trichomonadidae.